UCUGUGGUAGGGCCUUUUUAUCUUGACACCGGUUGGAGAACACGUUGGUUCCAAUUUGCCGGAUAAUUUUACUUAAAAAUAUGGGUUUUGGUGAUCUGAAAAGUAAAGCUGGGCUCGAGGCACUUAAUGCCUACCUCGCAGAUCGUAGUUACAUUGAGGGAUUCCAACCAUCACAGGCAGAUGUAGUUGUGUUCAAGGCACUGUCUGGGGCUCCACCUGCAGAGCUGUGUAAUGCUUUACGCUGGUACAAUCAGAUCAACUCAUAUGGAAAUGACAAAAACAGUUUUCCAGGUGUCGCAAAACCUCUAGAUUCCUACGGGACAGGUGGUGCUGCUCCUUCAGCCUCCAAGGAUGAUGAUAGUGACUUCGGAGAUGACUUGUUUGGUGAUUCCGACAGUGAAGAAGAGGAUGAGGAAACAAAGAAGAGACUGGCAGAGUAUGCAGCUAAAAAAGCCAAAAAGGCAGCAGUGAUAGCCAAAUCUAGUUUACUGAUUGACAUCAAACCUUGGGAUGAUGAAACAGAUAUGGCAGAAAUGGAGCGCUUGGUCAGGACCAUCGAGUUGGAUGGCCUUUUGUGGGGUGCUGCUAAAUUGGUUCCCGUAGGUUAUGGCAUUAAGAAAUUACAGAUCAACGCUGUUAUAGAAGAUGCCAAGAUCAGUACAGAUGAUUUAGAAGAUAAGAUCACAGCAUUCGAAGAUUUGGUGCAAAGUAUGGACAUUGCAGCCUUCAACAAGAUCUAAAAUCUUCAAUAAACACUCAUAUUAAAGUGCUUCUCUCACAGACUGUGCAAAUGAUGAAUAAAACAGUAUGCAACAAUUAGAA
Messenger RNA from Mercenaria mercenaria, 822 nucleotides. Its product is annotated as elongation factor 1-beta-like. Gene Ontology annotation, molecular function: translation elongation factor activity; guanyl-nucleotide exchange factor activity. Gene Ontology annotation, biological process: translational elongation. Gene Ontology annotation, cellular component: cytosol; eukaryotic translation elongation factor 1 complex. The transcript has 6 exons. The record is from RefSeq and is a predicted model, not a curated record. Bases 81 to 740 code for a protein of 219 amino acids. NCBI's taxonomy places the organism in Eukaryota, Metazoa, Mollusca, Bivalvia, Venerida, Veneridae.